AUGCAGUCAAUUUUCUUGCUGCUGGGCCUCUUCGCCGACGCCAUCUCUGGCAGCCCCUUACAGCAGCCCCUGCGCGAGAUCCAACCCGAAGCCUCGCGCAAGUUACACGGCCGAUUUUUGCACAUAACUGAUUUCCAUCCCGACCGUUUGUACAAGCCCGGAACGUCGAUCGAUCGCUCGUGCCACCGGAAGAAGGGGGGUUCGGGAUAUUUUGGAGCCGAAGGCACUGAAUGCGACUCGCCCCUGUCGUUGAUUGACGAGACAUUUCGCUGGAUCGAAGAGAAUUUGAAGGAUGAUAUUGAUUUUGUGAUUUGGACUGGUGAUUCCGCCCGACAUGACAAUGAUGAAAAACUGCCUCGUACUGCGGAUGAGAUUCUGGAACUGAAUACAUACCUAUCGCAAAAAUGGGUUAGCAUCUUCAGUCAGGAUCAUGCGGUUUCCAGCGCUGCAUCUCAAUUGUCAGUGCCAGUGAUCCCGACGUUCGGCAACAACGAUAUCAUGCCGCAUAACAUCUUCAACGAGGGCCCAAAUAAAUGGACAAAGCGGUUCGCGGAGAUCUGGAAUUCCUUCAUUCCGGAAGAUCAACGGCACACUUUUGUUUUGGGAGGCUGGUUCACCAGCGAGGUGGUCCCCGGUCAGCUGGCGGUGAUCAGUCUCAAUACGAUGUACUUCUUCGACUCGAAUAGCGCCGUGGAUGGAUGCAAGGCCAAGUCGGAGCCUGGAUACGAGCACAUGGAGUGGCUGCGGGUGCAGUUGAAAAUCCUGCGGAGUCGCAACAUGAAAGCCAUCCUCAUGGGACAUGUUCCCCCCGCCCGGUCGAGUGAGAAACAGAACUGGGAUGAGACGUGCUGGCAGAAAUAUACGCUUUGGAUGCACCUGUACCGCGAUGUCGUUGUCGGCACCUUCUAUGGCCAUAUGAACAUCGACCAUUUCAUCAUCCAGGAUAGCAACAAGGUUGAUAUUGAUGCCAAGGUAGACGAGAAGGUUUCGAUCAACUCCAAAGCUGACUACCUUGAAUCGCUCCGGAGUCAGUGGUCCUCGUUGCCAACUCCUCCAUCUGGUAUCUUCGAGGAGCUUGAUUCAGGGUCCGAACGGUACUCAGACGUCGCCCCAGCGAAGAAGGGAAAGAAGGAAAAGAAGAAGCGCAAAUUCUUGGACAAGAUCGGAGGCCCAUGGGCGGAACGGUACAGUGUGUCACUGGUAUCCCCCAGCUUGGUCCCGAACUUCUUCCCCAGCCUCCGUGUGAUUGACUACAAUAUCACGGACUUGGACUUCGCCAACGGGGCUGAUGUGUCCUCGCACGAACUAUACGAUGCAAUCUCUGAAGUUGACUACACCGAGCUCGAUACUUCUCCGACUCUGGAGACUCAGAAAAAGAAAAAGAAGGACAAGAAAAAGAAACCCAACUUCAAAGUGCCAGAGCCCCCUUCACCCACCGCCCCCCCAGGACCAGCAUACUCGAAUCAGGCGUUCACCUUGCUGAGCUAUACGCAAUACUACGCGAAUAUCACUCGGAUCCACGAGGAGAUCGCUGCCGGCGAAAUCGACGAGCCGCGCCUCGACUUCGAAAUCGAGUACAGCACAAAUGAUGAAGUCUACCAAAUGAAAGAUCUGACGGUGCGCAGCUUCUUCCAACUCGCAGGCAGAAUUGCCGAAGAAGAAAGCGAAGCCGAUGUGAAUAGUCCGAGCGCUGAUUGGAGGCAAAAAAAGAAGCCAGUCAACAGUGUGUGGCAGGCCUUUUUGAGACGUGCGUUCGUUGGGUUUGAGAAUAUUGAUGAUUUGGAUGAUUAG
Molecule: messenger RNA, 1791 nt
Organism: Penicillium soppii
Lineage: Eukaryota; Fungi; Ascomycota; Eurotiomycetes; Eurotiales; Aspergillaceae
Product: endopolyphosphatase
Exons: 2
Coding region: 1-1791 (596 amino acids)
Biological process (GO): polyphosphate catabolic process
Cellular component (GO): fungal-type vacuole; membrane
Molecular function (GO): exopolyphosphatase activity; endopolyphosphatase activity
Source: RefSeq, a predicted model, not a curated record